Photinus pyralis (common eastern firefly) is the source of this 2841-nucleotide messenger RNA. Its product is annotated as transcription factor AP-4-like. The transcript has 4 exons. Gene Ontology annotation, molecular function: protein dimerization activity; RNA polymerase II cis-regulatory region sequence-specific DNA binding; DNA-binding transcription factor activity, RNA polymerase II-specific. Gene Ontology annotation, biological process: regulation of transcription by RNA polymerase II. Gene Ontology annotation, cellular component: nucleus. The record is from RefSeq and is a predicted model, not a curated record. NCBI's taxonomy places the organism in Eukaryota, Metazoa, Arthropoda, Insecta, Coleoptera, Lampyridae. Bases 56 to 1048 code for a protein of 330 amino acids.
CAUUAAUUUCCCCAAAAAAAGCCGCGUCAAGCAAGACGGUGAACCGCCGACGACAAUGGAGGCGGAAAAGCGGAUCCGUCGGGAAAUCGCCAACAGCAACGAGCGACGUCGCAUGCAGAGCAUCAAUGCCGGAUUUCAAUCUCUACGAUCGCUUUUGCCACACCACGAAGGCGAAAAAUUGAGCAAGGCUGCCAUAUUGCAACAGACGGCCGAGUAUAUUUACUCACUGGAACAAGAAAAGACCCGAUUACUGUCACAAAAUUGCCAAUUAAAGAGAUUGGUAAAUCAGCACGAGGUUGGCGAACUUCCUCCAAAAAAGCGCAAGACCGAAGUGAUUAUACCAACGAUAUCCGAUACCAACGAGGAAUGCCUGGAACCGAUGACGACACCUGAACCUACUGUUGGUAUCUUAUCCGUAGCCGUGGUCGAUGGCGAUUCUCCCGCCGAAUUGAGGAGACAGCUUGAUCAGGAGCGUGGCGUACGCAUUCUUCUUGAGGAACAAAUACGACAGCUCGAAGGACAGCUUUACCAACAGCAAGUUUAUCAAAUGUCAUCUCCUGAGGAUCCAGAAGAUAUUUCCCUUCAGGUUGUUACGGCAGACAGUUUACCACCAAUUGGACACACACAAACCGUAGUCUGCUCGGAACCACCUUCAAGAACCCCCAGUCCCGAACCGACCCCAGAGCAAAGGCUACCGUCGGUAUUAGAAGCUGCGAUUAAGGCGGAACCGAAAGUUGAAGUCGAACGUCUCCCCUCACCCAACCCUUCUCCCAAUGAAGAAACCACCUCCAGUCGAAUUUACAUCCCCAACACCUCCCGUCAGAAUCUGGAAACGAUAGUCGAAGCCAUUCGUCAUUUAGAAGGCGAUCACAUGUUCGCAGAGGAACCUCAAAAUACGCAAGACGUACCGUUGGCGCUUACGACGUCGCGAACCUCCGAUCGUCUCCUCAAGGUGGAAAUGAAUCAGUUUUUGGAAUUCCACACGCCGUGCAUACAGGUGCAGCAGCAGUCGCGUCCCGGCGUCAUCGUCGUGAAGCAAGCGUCGUGAUUUCGUUGAAAUACAUCAAUAGCAAAUAUAAUCGACUAGAAUCUAGAGUAGCGUUCGGGGGGGAUUCGCCCUCCCUCUUGAUGGUUUUGUUUUUAGUCCUCUUGGCUCCGAAUCUCAAUAAUUUUCGAACAAAAUUUUGUGAAAGUAAAGCUAAAUAAACACAGCUAGCCUGGGAAUAUUAGUAUAUUUUGAAGUUGUGCCUGGACUGCAAUUAUCAGGAAAAAUUCGGAUAGAGCUUAAUGAGAGUAUGUUUUAAAAUAAGACAGUUUUACUUGACUUUGGUUAGUUUUACAGAAAAUUGUGCGAUUGCAUCACACGACAAGAGAGAGGAUGAACUAAAAAUUGUUCUACAACGUCCUAAUAUGAUACAGAUUAUUAAGAAUUGCAAUGAAACUUCAGGAAAAAUUGCUCAAUGUAAUUCCAAAUAUUAUACAGGCUUAUUACCACCCGCACGUUACUAAAGGGAGGUAUUGCAUUGGGGUAAAAAUGCCCCCCCCCCCACUGUUUUUAUUUUUGAAAUAUUUAGAAAAAAUUGAAAUUAGAAAUUUCUGGUAAACUGACUUCCAUGUAGUACAUAUUUAUCAUUAGAUCUAGUAACCUUGCCCAAUAUAAACAACGCUGUAUAUCUUUUAGGGUAACUGAGAUUCAUGCAACAGUUUGUUAAACAAAAAAAGAGAAACUGCACCAUUGUCCUAUUUUAAAACAAAUCUCAAAGCUUUAUCCGAGCUUGACGUAUCGUAUCAAUCUUCAAUUCCGCAUUGGAGUUUAUUAUUCCCGAGUUAAACGUUGAAGACGUUAUCUUAGUCAAAUUGUAAGUAAAUAAGGGUCGGAACAAUCGUAGAAAAUUGUAGGUAAUGUGUCUAUGUAGCUUUAUUAAUGACGUUUUUAAUUUUACUUUUGAUACAAUUAGAAUUUCAUUUUAUUUAAUAUGCCAAAAAUGAUAUUUAUUAUAAAGUGUAAGGUAGUGUAACGUUUCGUUCCUUUUUGUACAUAAUAUAUAUUACUUUACGGUAGAUGUGUAGAUUUAAUAAUAUGUAGUUUUUAACACUCUCGAUAUAUAUACAUAUAAUUUGGGUGUUGUUCGGUUUCGCUUCUUUGUUUGUUGUUUUUUAUUCUAAGAAUAAGUUUUAUUGUGUACAGAUACACAUUUUGGUAUACGUAUAAUUAUGUUUGAGAAUAUAAUUGUUUUCGUUAUGUAUGUUAGAAGGGUAGGUAAGGUUUCGGUUACGAAGUGCGCAGGAAUAUGUGUACGAUAUCUGCGGAAUGCUUUUAGAUUUAUGAAUGUAAGGAAAGGGUAUUUAUCUGCCGGAAUGUGAAUGCGUGUAUACCUGCUUGUGCUACAUUUAUGAAUUACGAAAGGCAAAUUUAAUAGUUCCAUUGUUUGUGGGACAGUACUGAUCAUUGCGUGUAAGUAUUUUAAAGGGGAAUCUUUGGUAGAACAAAAUUUAGUUGUUUAUUUGUGAUUUUGUGAAAUAGGCGAAUAAUUAUAUGUGGAACUUUUUUUAAUAUAAUGUUAGGCACUUCUCAAGUUUGUAUUGUUAUGCAAGUUAUCGGUGUAUUUUAUACCAAUAUGGGAUCAAAACACUCGGUUCUCUAUUAGAAAAUUGAAAUUUACUCUAAAUGUGUCCUAAGUCAUUUUAUUUGUUUCUUAUUGAUCGAGGCUAAGAUGAAGACUGAGUGUUUCAGGAAGGUCAAUAUCCGCGUUUUAUUUGCUUCAGUUUCUUAAAUUAGUUCCCAUUUGUUACUGUGAUUAUAUUUAUAAAUAAAAUUGAUAACUAUUGUACUACUAGUAA